AUGUCGACGGUAGUGCAUCCUCUGAGGCGACGCGGCAUCAACAAGCUGCCCUUCGAGCUCCUGGUCGAAAUUCUUAUGCUCGCGUCUACCACGCAAUAUGACGCGCAAGGCCGGCGCGUACCCCCUGCGCAUCCGCUGCUGGCGUUCAGCCAUGUCUGCGGAACCUGGCGAACAGCAGUGCGAGCUGCUCCCGAAUUAUGGACGAUCAUCGUUCUCUCCAAGAAGCUGCCUCUUGUCCUGUGGAAUGAAUACGGCACGGACACGGACGACAGCGACGAUGAGAGGGACGACGGCAGUGACGACGCGGUCGACGAGGCUCAAAUAGAAGAGUGGAAUGGGGUACAAGACCCAUGCAGCGACGACACGGAUUUGGGAGAAUUCGACGGCGACGAGGAUGUCAAUGAAGAGAAAGAGCGCGAAGUGGAGGCUGACGGCGACGACACCAAUGCAAACGGCCGAGGCACAGGGAAAGCACAGUUUUAUCCCCUGCGACGUGGUGUAGCACCGAUGCUCUUUGCCGAACUCCACCGGAUGGCCGCAGUGCGGAUCCUGGUCCAACGCGAAGAUGCCCUUGCCCUACCCCCGUUGCUCGCUGCCGCUGCACCCCUUCUGGAAUCCCUCGACCUGAGCGUGGAGGACCUGGACGAACCUCUUGUCGUCACCCCUUUCGGCGGGGCGCCCCCUCCGCGCCUCACCCGUCUCGCAUUGGAGGGAGGGUUCGAGAUCCCAUGGGAUGCCCCCAUAUACGCGCACCUGACACACCUCCACCUGAAGCCCACCUCCAAUACGGAGAAGUACCAGCACAAAUGCGGGUAUCGGCUCUUCGCACACGCGCUGGCGCAGAUGUGCGCGCUGGAAAGCCUCGAACUUAUAGGGUGCAUCCCGGACGACAUCCUCUCGACCGAGGCUGAGGCUGAGGACGGCAUUUAUCUCCCCCGCCUGACCGAUCUCCUGAUCUCGGACUACGCGCCUAACUGCGACAUGUUCCUGCGGAGCAUCGAGUGCAGGCUCCAUACACUCUGGGUUGCGGGCACCGAGGACGAAGACCACGAAGACUGGGCGGAGUACGCGAAUGUAUACGUCGCCCUGUUCGACGCGUGCAAGCAGCAUAUGGCCCCGCAGCUAACGACAAACCCGGUGACUUCUUUCAUCGUCGAGACGGGGUGGAAUAUCAUUUCGUUCCAGGGCCUCAGCUGCUGUCGAGAUAGCGCGGAGGACUCCGAUACACUGUUCGCUAUCACCGUCUUCCACACGCGGACCGACGGUUCGUCGCCUGUAAAUGAGGCAUUCAUUGCGCGUGCGUUGAACGUGCUCCCACCGCAUGAAGGCCGUCCCCUGCAGCUCGAGUUGCACGACGAGAACGUGUAUGAUCCUGCUUUGAUCGCUGCGCGGCUGGACGAGCUGGACGGCGGCAUCCGGCAUGAUAGCAUGGAGCUCGCUGGGUGCCAGGGCCAGUGCUGGUGCAUGCGCACCCACUGUUCUACUGUGAAUGUGGACGGUCCCGAUUCCGAUUCCGAUGUGGUGAGCGAUGGAGUAGGAGAUCAUUCGGGUGUGGAAGACGAUGAUGUGCCUGCGCCAUAUGAAGAGUUAUUGGCUGCCUUCAUGCUACCGAUGUAG
Messenger RNA from Pleurotus ostreatus (oyster mushroom), 1617 nucleotides. RefSeq lists its product as uncharacterized. The coding region runs from base 1 to 1617 and encodes 538 amino acids. Lineage: Eukaryota; Fungi; Basidiomycota; Agaricomycetes; Agaricales; Pleurotaceae. The record is from RefSeq and is a predicted model, not a curated record. The transcript has a single exon.